Molecule: messenger RNA, 189 nt
Organism: Loa loa (African eye worm)
Lineage: Eukaryota; Metazoa; Nematoda; Chromadorea; Rhabditida; Onchocercidae
Exons: 2
Coding region: 1-189 (62 amino acids)
Source: RefSeq, a predicted model, not a curated record
AUGCAGCAGUUUCCUGAUAUGCAACUUGCAAGCCAUAUUUGUACACAUCACUUGGUGUACCAUUGUCCUGAGCACCAAAUCUCCAAUACUAUCAUCACCGAAACUGUUUACCGUACGAUUGGUUGGCGUUUUUUUGAACGGAGGAUGGUUUGGAGCACUUGUUAUGCACUUCCUCACAGCCCUCAAUAG